AUGUCUACAGCCUCCGCCGCCUCCUCCUCCUCCUCGUCUUCUGCCAGUGAGAUGAUUGAAGCUCUCCAGGUCCUUAAUUUUGAAGAGAUCGACUGUAAGGAGAUCGAAGUGGAAGAGGUUGUUGGAAGAGGAGCCUUUGGGGUAGUUUGCAAAGCUAAGUGGAGAGCAAAAGAUGUUGCUAUUAAACAAAUAGAAAGUGAAUCCGAGCGGAAAGCUUUUAUUGUAGAGCUUUGGCAGUUAUCCCGUGUGAACCAUCCUAAUAUUGUAAAGUUGUAUGGCGCCUGCUUGAAUCCAGUGUGUCUUGUGAUGGAAUAUGGAGGGGGCUCUUUAUAUAAUGUGCUGCAUGGUGCUGAACCAUUGCCAUAUUACACUGCUGCCCACGCGAUGAGUUGGGGUUUACAGUGUGCCCAAGGAGUGGCUUACCUACCCAGCAUGCAACCCAAAGCUUUAAUUCACAGGGACCUGAAACCACCAAACUUGCUGCUGGUUGCUGGGGGGACAGUUCUGAAAAUCUGUGAUUUUGGUACAGCCUGUGACAUUCAGACACACAUGACCAAUAACAAAGGGAGUGCUGCCUGGAUGGCACCUGAGGUGUUUGAAGGUAGCAAUUACAGUGAAAAGUGUGAUGUCUUCAGCUGGGGUAUCAUCCUGUGGGAAGUAAUAACACGUCGGAAACCCUUUGAUGAGAUUGGUGGCCCAACUUUCCGCAUCAUGUGGGCUGUUCAGGCAGUACGGCCACCUCUAAUCAAAAAUUUACCUAAGCCCAUUGAGAGCCUGAUGACUCGUUGUUGGUCUAAAGACCCUUCCCAGCACCCUUCCAUGGAAGAAAUUGUGAAAAUAAUGACUCACUUGAUGCGGUACUUUCCAGGAGCAGAUGAGCCAUUACAGUAUCGUUGUCAGUAUUCUGAUGAAGGACAGAGCAACUCUGCUACCAGUACAGGCUCAUUCAUGGACACCACUUCUACAAAUACCAGUAAUAAAAGUGACACUAAUAUGGAGCAAGUUCCUGCCACAAAUGAUAUUAUUAAACGCCUAGAAUCAAAAUUGUUGAAAAAUCAAGCAAAACAACAGAGUGAAUCUGGACGUUUAAGCUUGGGAGCCUCCCGUGGGAGCAGUAUAGAAAGCUUGCCCCAAGCUUCUGAGGGCAAAAGGAUGAGCGCUGAUAUGCCCGAAAUUGAAGCCAGGAUCGCUGGGAUCACAGGCAAUGGACAACCAAGACGGAGAUCUAUCCAAGACUUGACUGUUACUGGAACAGAAACUGGUCAGGUGAGCAGUAGAUCAUCCAGUCCUAGUUUCAGAAUGAUCACUACCUCAGGACCAACCUCAGAAAAGCCAACUGGAAGUCAUCCAUGGACCCCUGAUGAUUCCACAGAUACCAGUGGAUCAGAUAAUUCAAUCGCAAUGGCUUAUCUUACACUGGAUCACCAGCUACAGCCUCUUGCACUGUGCCCUAACUCCAAAGAAUCUAUGGCAGUGUUCGAACAGCAUUGUAAAAUGGCACAAGAAUAUAUGAAAGUUCAAACAGAAAUUGCAUUGUUAUUACAGAGAAAGCAAGAACUAGUUGCAGAAUUGAACCAGGAUGAAAAGGACCAGCAAAACACAUCUCAUCUGGUACAGGAACAUAAAAAGCUUUUAGAUGAAAACAAAAGCCUUUCUACUUACUACCAGCAAUGCAAAAAACAACUAGAGGUCAUCAGAAGUCAACAGCAAAAGUGACAAGG
This is a messenger RNA of Dipodomys ordii (Ord's kangaroo rat), 1721 nucleotides long. RefSeq names its product mitogen-activated protein kinase kinase kinase 7-like. Gene Ontology annotation, biological process: JNK cascade; positive regulation of canonical NF-kappaB signal transduction; protein phosphorylation. The record is from RefSeq and is a predicted model, not a curated record. NCBI's taxonomy places the organism in Eukaryota, Metazoa, Chordata, Mammalia, Rodentia, Heteromyidae. Gene Ontology annotation, molecular function: MAP kinase kinase kinase activity; magnesium ion binding; ATP binding.